Molecule: messenger RNA, 3954 nt
Organism: Rana temporaria (common frog)
Lineage: Eukaryota; Metazoa; Chordata; Amphibia; Anura; Ranidae
Gene: AARS2
Product: alanyl-tRNA synthetase 2, mitochondrial
Exons: 22
Coding region: 9-3011 (1000 amino acids)
Biological process (GO): tRNA modification; alanyl-tRNA aminoacylation
Cellular component (GO): cytoplasm; mitochondrion
Molecular function (GO): nucleic acid binding; amino acid binding; alanine-tRNA ligase activity
Source: RefSeq, a predicted model, not a curated record
UUCUGCGCAUGCGCCCUCACCUCGCCAGUCCCAAGAUGGCGGCCUCCUGUCGGUUGCUCCGAGUCUCCUCCGCCCGGCUGUCCGUACUCCGCCGCCUGUCCUCCCCGCCGAGCUCCGCCGCCAUCCGCAGCACCUUCCUCCGGUACUUCGAGGAGAGACACGGCCACCGUCCCGUCCCGUCCUCCGCCGUCCGCCCCCGGGGGGACCCCUCACUGCUAUUCGUCAACGCGGGCAUGAACCAGUUUAAGCCGGUCUUCCUGGGCACGGUGGACCCUCGUAGUGAGAUGGCGCAAUACCGCAGGGUGGUGAACAGCCAGAAGUGUGUGCGGGCCGGAGGGAAGCACAACGACCUGGAGGAUGUGGGCCGAGACAUCUACCAUCAUACCUUCUUCGAGAUGCUGGGGAACUGGUCGUUUGGUGAUUACUUCAAGGAGGAAGCGUGCCGCAUGGCGUGGGAGCUGCUGACUCAGCAGUACCAGAUCCCGGCCAAUCGCCUCUAUGUGACGUAUUUCGGUGGAGAUCCGGGGUUAGGCCUCUCCGCUGACGAGGAGACCAGAGAGAUCUGGCUCAGCCUGGGGAUUCCCCCAUCACACCUGCUGCCGUUCGGUCUGAAGGAUAACUUCUGGGAAAUGGGGGAGACGGGCCCCUGUGGCCCCUGUACGGAGAUUCACUACGAUCACGUGGGAGGCCGGAACGCCUCGGCUCUGGUGAACCAGGACAGUCCGGAGGUUGUGGAGAUCUGGAAUCUGGUCUUCAUGCAGUAUAACAGAGAGGCGGACCGGAGUCUGAGACGAUUGCCCCAACACCAUGUGGACACGGGGAUGGGUCUGGAGAGGUUGGUGACCAUCCUUCAAGGGAAACGUUCCAACUACGCCACCGACCUGUUCACCCCCCUCCUGGAGGAGAUCGAGAGGGGCUCGCAGGCUCCGCCCUAUGGGGGGCGGCUGGGCAGAGAGGACACCAAUCACGUGGACAUGGCUUACCGGGUGGUGGCGGAUCACGUCAGGACCCUCUCUGUGUGUAUCGCCGACGGGGUGUACCCGGGCAUGGCCGGAGCAGAGCUCGUUCUGCGUCACAUCCUGCGCAGAGCCGUCCGCUUCUCCUCCGAGAUCCUCCGAGCCCCUCCCGGCUUCCUGUCCACCUUGGUGCCCAGCGUGGUGGAGAUCCUGGGUGAUGCGUAUCCUGAACUGCACAGGGAGAAGUCUCAGAUUAUGAGAAUCCUGGAUGAGAACGAAGAGGCAUUUUUAACUUCCCUCCAGCGGGGGCGCCGCAUCAUAGAGCGCACUCUACAGCAGGAAGGUUCCGGUAAAAUAUUUCCCACGGACGUGGCGUGGUCCCUGUUCCGUAAUCUGGGCUUUCCUCUGGACCUUAUUGGCUUGAUACUGGAGGAGCGGGGCUCUUCUCUGGACAGGGCUGCCCUGGAGGAGCUGGCAGAGGAGGAGGAAAAGAGGAAGUUGAGGAAUCAGCAGGCAGAGGGGGCUGUAGGUGGUCUGCGGCUGGACAUCCACUCUCUAACAGAACUACAGCGCAGGGUGGUCCCGACUACUGAUGACUCCCCGAAAUACGGCUAUACCCUGGGGGAUGAUGGGAAAUACGUGUUCAGUCCCUGCCAGGCCACCAUCCUGAUGCUGUACAAGGACCAGUCAUUACACAGUGCGGUCAGCAGAGGUCAGCGCUGUGGGGUCAUCUUGGACCGGACCUGUUACUAUGCUGAGCAGGGGGGACAGAGCUCAGAUCUGGGGUACUUUGUGCAUGAAGGCGAGCAGGAUGUCCUGUUUCCGGUGGAGUCCCUACACCAGGCUGGAGGUUAUGUCCUACACGAGGUGACGGCCACGGAACCCCUGAGGGUUGGAGAUCGUGUGGAGCUGUUCCUGGAUGAGGCCCAGCGUACCGCGUGUAUGGAGAAGCACACCGCCACACAUCUGCUGAACUUCGCCCUGCGCCAGGUUCUGGGGGAGAGCGUGGCACAGCGCGGGUCUCAUGUCACUGCCGAGCGACUGCGGUUUGAUGUCAGCGUCACGGGGGCGGUGAGCGUUCAGCAGCUGCAGGAAGUUGAGAAGAAGUUCCAAGAGGUGAUUGGACAGAAUCAGGAAGUUUAUACUGCGGAGAUCCCACUCACAGAUGCCAAAAAUAUCCCGGGUCUUCGCAGUGUGGACGAGGUGUACCCAGAUCCGGUACGUGUGGUCUCAGUGGGCGUUCCCAUUCAGGAGAUUGUGAGUCCGGCCUUCAGAGCCGAUCAACAGACAUCGGUGGAACUUUGCUGCGGCACACACCUUCAGAAGACGGGAGCCAUUGAGGAUUUGGUGAUCAUCUCUGAGAAACCUCUGCUGAGAGGGAUUGUCCGACUUAUCGCCGUUACCGGAGAAGAAGCCAGAGAGGCACGGGAGACAGGACAGGUUCUACGCAGGGAAGUGGAUUCCAUCAUUGAGCGGAUGAAGAUGAUGACCCCUUCCCUGAACGACGCUCAGAGGUUGUCCAAGGAGGUCGGACUUGUGACGGAUAGUGUGGACAGCGCCUCCAUGCCCCAGUGGCAGAGGAAGGAACUACAGGCGUCUCUCAAGGCUUUGCAACGAUCGGCCAACACAGCUGUGCGGAAGGCGAUAGGGAGAAAGGCUGCAGAGAGAGUCCAGAGUCUGCUGGAGAGGCACGGUCAGCGUCCCGUCAUCGUGGACUGUUUGGAGGAGGAGUCUCUUCCGGUGCUGAUGAAGACGGUCUUCCUGCUGUGUGAGCGGUGCCCGGGCUCGGCGGUGAUGCUAUUCAGCAGGCAGAGCUCUGGGAAGGUUCUGUGUGCAUGUCAGGUGCCCAAGGGCCCCUCCCCUGUUCUCUCUGCCCUGGAUUGGGCGGUGUCAGUCUGCUCGGUGAUGGGUGGUAAGGCUGGCGGUUCGGAGGGUUCUGCCAAUGGAAAUGGAAGCUGUGAGAACCUGGAUGGCGUUCUGAAGGCGGCACUGAAAUUCGCACAGACAAAACUCAGCGACUCUGGACAUGACACGCGGCGGGCGGGAGAGAACUGACCCCCCCUGGUGUCCAAUUGGUGGAACUUGAGAGGUUGAUUGGGGACAUAGAGGUCAUGUGACAGAUGUGGACAUCACACAGGAGAACAUACGUGUAUUUUGGGAUGCUGCAGAUGGGGUCAUAGGGAGGAGUCAUGUCCCUGAACACAGCUGGGUGUGGUGCCGCCAUAUUGGGGGCCCAAUUCAUAGCCAGCCAAUCGGAACAGAAGGAGCCUCACAUGGUGUUAUCACAUCUCACAGUGAUUUGUGGGUGCACAAAGAUAGAGGUUGGCCUUCCACCCUGGGCCCUCCAAUGGGAUCUGACUUCAGAUUUACAUUACUGCUGUUGGGUGUGACUUUCACAUUAUUAAUGUAUGUGCUUUGCUGUUCCAUAUUUCCUAUGCAGAUACAUAUUUUCUUUAUGUAUAACAAGGACAGCCAGUGGCAUUGUUGAGGAAUAGUGAAGAUAAGAGGACCUGUCCAUGGAUGGAGUGCAAGAAGAUCUGCGCUGGGGCCCCUCUCCUUUAUAACAAUGACUAGAUCCCAGUGAUCUGAUAGGAACCCAUCUGGGUAAUAUUGAUCCAGCUGACACCAUAGAUGCCCCUUUGAGACAGGUCCUCUAUCAGUGUCCCUUUAGCAGCAGGUGGAAUCAUUGGCUCUAGAUGGGCCCCUGGCUGGUGUGCUGUAUCUUUCCAGGGGGGCAUCUGUUCUGAUGACCCUGGCGUGUGUUACCAUUUUUAAAACUAAAUCUGUAUUUAUUUCUUCUUUAAGGGGCCCAGGAAUUCAGAAACUGUCGGGUUAUACUGCCACCUACCGGAAGAAAGGGACACUGGCAAACAAACUGUGGGCCCAGUAUAGCCCCUCCUACUCCCAGUAUGCCUUAGUUUUGUGGGAGUGUCCAGGAGAAGGGUUGCCUUUUCUCUGUCUAUUUUUAUAAUAAUAAAAGAUGAAUUUUGGGAUAAAG